UGUAUUCUGAGCCUGGCUGCUCAUUAAGUCCGGCUACUUACGCACUUCCUAGCGAGGAGACGGUACUCCGGUUGGAGAAGCGGGUUCUGUCGGGUUUACAGGCGGUCUUUACCGCAAGGAGGCGGUCUUUUUGGACGAGGGCCGUCCUUUUUUUUGCAAGGGUGGGUGGAUGUUUUGGCAAACCCACCUUUCUCAUUGUUUAGGACACUUUGGAAUGUGAUGGUUUGAUCCUGCAGUGUGGGGAGGGGGAAGAGAGAGAGAGAGAGAGUGGGGGAAACCUCCAGUGUUUGUGCUAUUGGCGUGCUGAACUUGUAAAAGGACUUUUUAAAGUGCGAUCCUGUCUCUUUUGGGUCAUACACACUGAGCUGAUUGUUUGAGAGGGAUAUUGCGUCUUUCCCAUAUGGCAAGGCCCCAGGACUGACCAUAUUAAAAAUGAAGAUUCAAAUCUUUGCACCUGUGAAUUUUCAAAUUAUGCAGCAGUAACUCAUACAGGUCUGUAUAUUCAUCUUGACAGCGAACCCUAAGGAUGAAAAGGCCAGAUUAAAAAAACAACACAGAAGACUGGAUUAUAACGAUCUGUUACCUUCGUUUGUAUAUCAAAUAUCUGUGUAAAAAAAGGAUAAAAAGGGGAACAAAAUAAAGGACAAAGAUACAAUUCAGAAAAAAGACUUCUCAUUAGUGCAACAAGAAAACCUAUUGUAAAAAAAUAAAAAGUGCCCAACGCACUACCACGCAAAUGUGGUCGUCUGGGAAGACUGUCCAGUAAAAGCAGCCAUGGCUGACGUUACAAGCUAUAAGGAUACUACGAGCCGCCAUCUGCGGCACAAACUGCAGAGCCUUGGUCGCCGUCUGGAUGAGCUUGAGGAAGCUACCAAGAACCUGCAGAAAGCCGAAGAUGAACUUCUGGACCUCCAGGACAAGGUCAUCCAGGUGGAAGGCAGCAACUCCAGUCUGCUCAGCGAUGUGGAUGCCAUGCGUAAACGUGUCCUGAAAAUAGAGGGCAAGGAUGAGGAAGUCAGGAAGGCAGAGGAACUCUGCAGGCUCUUCAAUGAGAAGAUGGAGGCAGAGGAAAAUAUGACCAAAGAGCUGAAGACCGAAACCGAACGGCUUCAGAGAAGGAUGGCCGAAAUGGAGAAGCUGGAAGAAGCCUUCACCAAGAGUAAGUCAGAUUGCACCCAGCUCUGUCUGAGCUUGAAUGAGGAGAAGAACCUGACCAAGAAGCUUGCCUCGGAGCUGGAGACAUUUAAAGCACGGCUGAAAGAGAUUGAGUCUUCCGAGAGCAGGCUGGACAAAGCUGAGCACAGCUUGAUGGGAGAGCUGGAAAAGCUAAAGUCGUUUACAUUGAGUUUCGUCAAUGAGAGGAAGAGCUUUCUGGAGAAGCAGAAGCAGGACGAGCAGCUGAUACAGGAGCUGACCCAGAAACUGGAACAAAACAAUAGGAUCAACGUGGCAGACCAAAGCAGGAAUGCAUCCAAUCUCCUCCAUCGCUCCUCAGAGAUUGGGGAUCUCCGGAUAGAAGAUGAUCUUUCCCCGGGCUUGACAACCAAGGUUGGUAUGAGGAAGAAGAGUCUUGACUACUUGAAGCUGUCAGAUGACGUGGGUCUGCGAAACAAAUCUGAGAACAUAAAGAACAGUAGUGAGGGCCAGGAGGACAACAAGGUGAAGGAUCUCAACCAGGAGAUUGAGAGACUCAAAAACCGCCUGAAGCAGCUCGAAUUGGUUGAGGAGGAACUCAAAAACACAGAGGCCAAGAAUGGAGAGCUUCAGGAGAAAUUCCAGAUGGAGAAAAACCACAGCAAAGCCCUGAGCGAUCAGAUGGAACAGUUGAAGGUGCUGCUCAGCGGUGCUAAAAUCCUUGAGAAUGGCAAAGCAGAGAAUGAGGAAAUUAAUGUCCGGGGAGGCUUCCGGCAGGAAAAGCCCAAGUACAGGAGCGGGGCAACAGAUCAGUCGGUCUCCAAGUACAAAACCCGAGAACUCUCUCCUCAGCAGAGAAGGGAAAGGAUAAGGAACAGAGACUACAGUCAACCAGAGGAGAGCUCUCCUAAAUCUGUCCGCAGGGCUCUUAGUCCUAGUUUGAAGAGCAGAAGGGCUGGGAAAGGUGGCACAACAGCACCGAUUGAGGCUGGGGUCAAGGAAAGGGGAAGGGGAGUGGAAGAAAAAGCUGUGACUUCCAGCUACAUGUCCACAAGCACAUCCCAGAAUGAGGUGAAGAAAACAAGGGAGCUGCCUUCGGUUCUCAGUCGCUACCCUCCGGCUGCUAACGUCCAGAGUGUCCAAAAGCCUUGGAAAGCAUCUUCUAAAACCAAUGAGAGUGAUGGCAAAAACCGGGCAGAGAGGUUGUACUCUGGAAGCGACCUUGAAUCCGUUAACACUGAUACACUUUUGGAGAAGCCAAAUAAAUCUGCCAGUGCACUACUCUCUGAAAAGCAGAAUACAAAGGCAUGUUCUCUGGAUCAGCCAGUGGAGAGACUGGCGUCAACCCCUGUUUCCAAGUCCAACGGGUCAGUCCUGUCUUACCGUUCUCAUUCAGCUGCUUUACUACUGCAGGAUAAUAGGUCUGAGAGCCCAUCUUCGGCCUUUGAGACUGAAUCCACAGGAUCCAGGCGCUUGUCCUCCCUGGGUGAGUUCGAUCCAGCCCCUGAGGUGACUGCGUUAAGUGGUAGGUCGUCUGUGUCCUCGAAGUAUACUCGCUAUGCCAGACUGCAGGAUUCUGUUUCAGAAGGAUCAUCCACUCGAAGUUCCUUUGAGGAAGAAACAGCCAGAGCCACGGCCACUGAAGGCAUGUCUUCGGAAGCAACACACACCCCGACAGGGAUUGAGAUCCGUAGAGUGUGCAGCCCAAGGGAGGCGCUGAGAUCCAAAGCAGUCAUCAAGCCAGCCAUUGUGGAGAUCGACUGUAAGGAGGUUAUGAGUGGUACUGGGGUGGAGCCAUUGAUUCCAGAAAACAAAUCCAGAACCUCCACCAAAUCAGUGAGCAAGAUGUCUAGUAGCAUUACCAUAUACCCCUCCGAGCCAACAUUUACUCGGUCCAGCUGCAGCAGUAGCAAUAGCAGCGAUGCACCGAAGGAAAGGCAUACCUCUACCAGCAAUAUAGUGAUAACUCCAAGGGAGUCCCCUAAUACUGUAUCCAUACCCUACGAGAUCUCUAUCCCCAAGAGUGAAUUCACUCUAAAAUCCUCAGAGGAGGCCGAGGAUGACCUUCCAGCAGAGGACAAGAUAGAAGCUCAGGUCUCCAGGAGCACGUUCACCAUCAAGGCCCUGGAACCAAUGGAGAAUAACAAUAAUGAGACGUCCUUUGAAAGUAGCAGCAGCAGCGGCAGUAGCAGCGGCAGUAGCAGCAGCAGCAGCUGGAGGAGCCACCAGUCUACCAGGGAGGAGAACACUCCAGAUGUGAAGAACGUGACUGUGAGGAGCACCUGGAGGACCAAGCAAGGGGCAUUCUCCACUGAUGAGGGCAAGGGACCCAAGAGUGAUGCCGGCGACGAGGACUCUGACUCCUCCAGUACGUGGAGGGCUUAUCGGGCCACCACCGUCCUGGACGGGGAGGAGACCAGCCACACCUCUAAGCCCAGCCCUGCUGAGCUGUACAUGCGGAGGAUAAACAGCACUGUGGGUCCCUGGGAACCACCAGAACCGGUGAGAAGGAGCAAAACCGAGGGCCUCCUGAGGAAGAGCUACACCCAAGCCCAUGAGCCAAUAACCGCGCAGGAGCUGUCCUAUAGGAACCGCCCAAAGUCACCGGCAAGAGAGGACAGCACAGACCUAUCGGCCACCUCCCGAAGAAGGCAGUCUCCAUCGGACCUGGGCUCUGUGAGCAAGAGGCAGUCCUCCAAUCACGAGCUGUGUCCAAGCCAAGGGGGGAUAUCCAGCCGGCCCCUGAGCAGCCGGUCUGAGGGGAGGGGCUCCACGGGACGAACCUGGAACCACCGGCAAUCCGACAACUAAACCAGCCGCCCCUGUUCACCGGGUUUUCCCCCCAUUCCAGGUGCCCUUGGGGAAGACAUCUCCGUUAUACAUAGUUCUUUUGAGUAGCACCUCUCGCCUUUCUGAAAGAAAAUAUUCCUGAGAUACUGUUGUCAUAUUGUUUUUGCCCAUUCCACAGGAAAUGGCACUUGUAUAUUUUUCUAGGAACUAUUCUCCAUGGAUGUAGUUUUACCAGCUGAUAGAUACAUACAACCUGCAUACAUAUGUAUUGUAUAUCUAAAUAUAUAAAUGUGUGUUUAUUUUUUUGACGAGGGAGACCUUUGCAUAUCCAUCACUCAGGAGAAACUCUCACAAUAGGACUCAUUACAGUCAGAACUGGCAAUAAGGCACCUGUUGCUGAUUCACACUUUGGGCUUUUAUUUUGAACUGCAAGGACAAAAGGCACGUUAUCAGGGGAGGAAUACAUUCAUUUAAAUGGUGUACUACUUAAAUAAUGCGCGAUUACUGCGUUAUUGAAAAUCUCAUUCACAAUCAUGUUCUCGGCACAGGUUCGCUUGUGCAUAAGGAGUAAGACUAGGGUAGCUAAUUAUGCACCGUUAUAAUUGUAUUCCUCAUAGAAAAUGUGCUUUUGCAAUUGCCUUAAAAUAGGGCUCUUUUGUAAUUAAAUUGUAAGUUACUGACCAGAUGUGGGAGUCAGAAUUGACCAAACGCAGGGAGCGAAUUACUUCUUUUUUUAAAUAAUUUUUUUUUUUUUUUUUUUUUUUAUUUCUUGUAAUUGUUUGAAUGAUUACAAAGUUUCACAAGUCUCUUUGUUUGUGUUCUGUAACUAAAGAAAGACUUUGUAUAGAUAUACUACAAUAGACGAAGGACUUUUCUAUAAUAAAAUGCACUGGCAUAUCCGAUACAGGAACUCCAGCACUGGAGUACAGGAAUGCACAGUUUAAACACCACUAAAUGUAAUGUAUAGCAAGCAUAACACACACAUACACACACUGUUAUAAAAUAGAAAACAAGCAAAAUAGGACCUUUUUGCAAAGAGAUGUGUUAUAAGCAUUGCUGUGUAAUGCAUACUGAAAAGACAAUUUAAAUUCAACAGUAAUGCAACUGAAUUAUUCUUCAUUAGUACUGAUUUGUUACAGUGGAUUUAUUAAAAUGGAUUUAUCUAAAUGCAUUAUUACAUUCAAAUAAUUCCAUUAAACCAUUUAAAGUGAAUUGUUUUUAAAUGUAUUUGUGCGAUAUGUAAUGUGUCUUCCUUUGUGGAGACUUAAAGAGUCUUGGCUUUGUGAGCUGUAGAACAACGUUAUACACUUGCUUCACUAGCAAUGUUUGAAUAGUAGCCACAGUAGAAUCUCAGAAUUCCCAGUCAGUGUGUGCUGAAGAUUGCUAAUGCAGAGUUCUACAUUCUUAGCUUAGUUCUGGUUGGUGGAAAUUGGGAUCAAUUGCAGUUAGAAAGGGUUGUGUUCCAGAAGGUUAAGCACCUAAUAAAACAAAAUACAAUAUUGAAGCUAUUUUAAACAAAUUGUUUAAAUAAACUUUAUAUAAAUUGGAAGCACUGAAAAGGAUUUUAACUAAAACCUAUUUGACAGUUUGCCAAUGUUAAAUUAUGCUAAUCAAGCAAUUAGUGUCAAUUUAAUGACCAGUGAAACUAUCCUCGCCCCACUAUUACAUUGAUAACUGAUGAUUUCCAACUCCUGUCACAGUAGAGGAAUGGUGGACCUGAAUGGAACCCCCUGCAGUGUUUCAAAAACACAUUAGAUAUUUUGAAAUUAAAUGUAGGCAUUAUUCUGAUGUACAAGCAACACCUUUGGAGACUCCUGAUAUCAUACUAUUGGCUUUACUAACUGGUUGAAGAAGGUUAAUACUCUUUUGCUUUCAAAUAAUGGAUCACAUUCUUCCACUGAAAAUCUUUAGGGUGUGAUGUUGCCAUGAGCAUGUACGUUUUGUCAAGCCUGUGUCUUCUGUAAUUCGCUCCCUGCUGUCCUUUGCCACAGCAUUUUGCUUUGCUUAUCCAAGUACAGUAAAUGGCUUCUUGAAACUCAAUAAAGAAAUCAACAUUCUGAAAGUUCCUUGAAAUCUAGGGAAUGGGUCAGCCAUGAUUUGAGAUGAUCUGUGAUUAAAAUGUAGCCUUGUGGUCAGAGGUCUUUCUGAAUUAAUGUACUGUAGACUGAUAGCAAUCUGAGUUCAAAUGGAGGUCAUUGCACCGCCAUGGAUUCCCACACUCUGGCUUUCCUGGGACUUCGCAUUCUCAGCAAUGCUUAGCUGAUGUGAUUCCUUGCAAUCCUGUAUUCUCCUGAUGGGGUUGCCACUGUCAAAACCUGCGUUUCUGCAAACCUAACAAACUACAAGAAACCUUCCAUCUCCUGGUCCUCUUUGGCAGUUGUUUUGCACAGUGCGCAGACCCACAAGGACCACCAAAUGGAGUGUUUGCAGUGCAAACUCCCUGAACUGUGUGUGGUUAUUUUUAAAUUAAUUUUAUUUAACAGUCUGUGUAGAUACCUUUGGGCAUUGCAGGAGGAUAUUUCACACAACACUGUGCCAUACAAUUUAAAGAACGUCAAUGCAAAUCUUUAUUAUCCAGAUCUUGUAUUUAAUUUUUGUCCUUUCUGCAUGGACCCUUAAGGAGCUAGCACACUGGUUUGUUUCUCCUUAAUAAAGAGGUUCAGCUGUA
Acipenser ruthenus (sterlet) is the source of this 6592-nucleotide messenger RNA. RefSeq names its product leucine zipper protein 1-like. Lineage: Eukaryota; Metazoa; Chordata; Actinopteri; Acipenseriformes; Acipenseridae. The transcript has 5 exons. The record is from RefSeq and is a predicted model, not a curated record. Bases 775 to 3945 code for a protein of 1056 amino acids.